Messenger RNA from Acaromyces ingoldii, 2578 nucleotides. Its product is annotated as MFS general substrate transporter. The transcript is spliced from 3 exons. The coding region runs from base 387 to 2399 and encodes 670 amino acids. Lineage: Eukaryota; Fungi; Basidiomycota; Exobasidiomycetes; Exobasidiales; Cryptobasidiaceae. Gene Ontology annotation, biological process: transmembrane transport. Gene Ontology annotation, molecular function: transmembrane transporter activity. The record is from RefSeq and is a predicted model, not a curated record.
CAACUGCGAAGAGGAGGGUCCUCUACUACUAGUCCUGCUGAUAGACUCCAUGACUCAUCCCCCACCCAGGCCUUUUCCUCAACGCUGAUCCGAGAUCGGACACGCACUCGCUCCUUUUCUCGUGCUCUUGUUUCGGCGUUGAGGACGACCACGCAAACGCUGACCUUUGCUCGUCCCCCCGAAGUGGUACCGACCACUGCCGUCUACUCGUUCUCUCUGGCUGACCAAAGGACUAUUCUCUGUCGGGGCGUCCGUAUCCGCUUCACACUCGAUUCUUUUAUCUUCUCAAUUUUCUUUCCGUAUCGUUCGUCUCUGCAGUUGCCCAGCACUUGCAUAAGAAGAGCAGCUUUCUCUUGUCUCGCAACUGCGACCUGCACCAAUCCAUCAUGACAAAGCCCUCAAGCUCUCGCCACUCUCACGAAGGCGUGACUGCAUCGACGACCUUUGACAACAACAACACAACAACACCACCCUCGCCCACAAGAACCGUAACGGCUGGUAGCGAAGACGACGAACAGAAAAAGGAUGCCAUAGCUGCCUCUCGCGACGAUGGGGGUGUCGACGUCGUAGGCCGGCUCGAGCGUGGACAAGGUGACAGCCACGGCGGUGAUGACUCUUCGAAAGCUCAACAGCCAAAGGCGACGCAUUGGCUGCAAGAGACGGAGCACGUCAUCCCAAAGAACAACCUCUGGAUCGUGUUUUCGGGUUUGAUGUUCUCCGUGUACCUCACGGCAAUGGACCAGACAAUUGUCUCAACUGCGCUUCCUACGAUCGCCGCCAAGCUACACUCGGGACCAAGCUCCUACUCAUGGGUCGGCAGCUCAUACAUGCUCACUGCAACGGCGACAAUUCCUUGCUACGGUCGUCUGUCGGACCUGACGGGUCGCAAGCCGGUUCUCUGGUUCGCCAUCACCGUCUUCCUCCUCGGCUCGGCUCUGUGCGGCGCGGCGCAGAACAUGACGUGGCUCAACAUCUGCAGAGGCCUCCAGGGCGUUGGAGCCGGUGGUGUCGUUGGCCUCACCAACAUCCUUGUUGGUGAUUUGGUGCCGUUGAACAAGCGUGGCACAUUUGCGGGUCUCUUUGGAACAACGUGGGGAUUGGCUUCCGUCACGGGUCCCAUCAUCGGCGGUGCCAUUGCGGACAACACGAGCUGGCGCUGGUGCUUCUUCAUCAACCUUCCCAUCGGUGGGUUGGCCUUUGCCAUUCUCUUCUUUCAUCUCCACCUUAAUCCGACGCCCCCACGCUCGCUCCGCCAAUAUUGGCGCGAGUUCGACAAGAUCGGUUACCUUCUUAUCCUCAUUGCCAUCGUCGUUUUCCUUCUUGGCUUCGCUUCCGCAGAGACGGACGGCUUCAAUGCGCCCAAGACGGCCAUUCUCAUCGCCGUCGGAGGCGCCUUCUUUCCCAUCUUUGUCGCCUGGGAGUUCUACGCCGAAAAGCGCUGGCCGCACGUCAAGGCUAUCAUCCCGCCGAGGCUUUUCCGGACGAGAACCACGCUCCUCGUCCUUGUCCUUGUCUUCUGCCACGGUGCGCCUUUUUUCGCCAUGACCUACAUGCUCCCCGUCUAUUUCCAGGCUAUCCACGGCUCGACGUCGACAAUGUCUGCCGUUCAAAUGCUUCCCUUCUCCCUCGUCGCGUCGGUCACAUCAGUGCUGAGCGGCCUUAUUGUAACAAAAACAAAGGCCUACCGCCCUGUUCUUUGGGUGUCGUAUGCGAUCUACACGCUCGGCAUGGGCCUCAUGACAAUGCUUGACGCCAACACGUCGACGGCGCUUCAGGAGAUCUACAUUCUCAUUCCCGCCAUUGGACUCGGGUGCAUCUUUCAGACGCCCCUCAUUGCAUUGACGGCCGCGAUGCCUGCGUCGCAGAUGGCGACAUCGACAUCGGCCAUGGCCUUGACCCGCAAUGCGUCUGGCACAAUCGGCAUCACCGUGGCCGGCAGCAUCUUCAAUUCCAACGUGCUCCAGCGCAUUGCCAAGAUUUCAGGCUACAAUGUACCCGGAAACAACCCGUCAUCGAAUCUGAGGGACCUCGUACACAUCCAACCGGCCGAUCUCAGAACGGAGGUGAUUGACGCCUACGCGCAGGCCCUCCGGCUCGUGUGGAUCAUCUUUACGCCCAUCGUGGGCAUCGGCUUCUUGGCUACGUUGGGCAUGAAAGGGUACAGCCUCAACCGCAAGACAGUCAAUCACAACGAUGCUGAGAAAAGUGGACAGAAGCCUGGGGACAUUGAGGCAGCGUCCGGACGGGCGGAUGCUGUUGCCAUCAUGGCCGCCGAGGGACCUGCGGCGGGCCAGGGCGCAUCGGAAGAGGCGCCCAUCAAAGACCUCGAAAAGGACCUGGCCUUUAGUGGGUCCGAGUCCACAACAAAAGAUGAAGGAGCAGCAAAGGACAGGUUGUGAGCAGAGACAGCGACCGACAGCUCACCAUCUCUCCUUCCUGGCCUUGCAUGCUUUGUAAACAUCACUAUUGUUACCUUAUUCAUCUCAGCUCUGCCCAGAUACAUGUGAAACUAAAGUGCAGUACAACUAGACAUCUGUAUUUGUGCCUGCUUGGCCUGUCAGUCUUGCCAGGUGCGCCU